Messenger RNA from Botrytis sinoallii, 390 nucleotides. RefSeq lists its product as uncharacterized. The record is from RefSeq and is a predicted model, not a curated record. Lineage: Eukaryota; Fungi; Ascomycota; Leotiomycetes; Helotiales; Sclerotiniaceae. Bases 1 to 390 code for a protein of 129 amino acids. The transcript has a single exon.
AUGAGUUCGCAAUCGUUUGGCAGCAGCGGCAGCCAGUUUCUGGAUUGGUCAGGGGACAAAGAAGCAGAGGUCCUCCGCACUUUCAAACUCACAGGUGUAUUUCUCUCACCUCUUCCAAGUCAACUAUCUUCACACAAUGAUCCAGCUAUUGAUUGGGAAGUUGCCCAGGCGUGGGAGGAAGCACUGCAGAAGAUAGAUGUGAAGCGACCAAGCAACAUUCCUGGCAUUGAUAUCCUAGCGAAUCAUGAUCAACUCUUGGAUGCCUUGGUACCGUGGGGAUUGGCUAAUGAAGAUUUUUUGAAUAUGAAUCGAGAUGAGAACCAGAGAAUGGCAUUGAGAAGGAUGGAAGAGAAGACGCUUACGGAUUUGCUGGGUCAUUUGGGGUUUUAA